GUGAGGACAGAGAUCAAAGGGUGAAGCGUGAUAAGCAGGAAGGGAGGUGGAGAAGACUACAGAAGGGAGAGCUGGAGGGAGCCUGAGGCAAGAGAGAAAGCCGGCUGGCCAUGUGUCCUUGUGGGCCAGUGAACUCCAGCAGGUGGAAGGCAGAUGGUCCCCCAUUUACCCAAACAGACGAGAGCAGCUUUCACCCUUGUCCACAGUGUGAACCCCAAGUGUACUGAGGCAUGUCUUCAGCCCCAGUGGGAUACUUCUUCCUCUGAGAAACCCUUCUUCUUUGGGAAGUCCAGGACCCCCACACAGCCUAGCUCUAUCUUGUGGUCACUCUGGCCUGGGACCAACGCUGGCCCUGCCCCUCUGCCCACGAGUCCCUCUCCCUGCUAACCUCCUCUCUGCCUUUCAUCCCAGGCCAAGUCCUUGAAGGGCAAGCUGGGAACACAGGAUGGGGCAGCCACUGUGUGUCGGGCCAAGAUGCCUGUGGUGGGGGCCACCCACAGAUCUGGGCUUCAAGGGCAGGAUCUCGGGUAGUUUCGUCCCCCUACCACCCUGCCAAUGGGCAGCUUGCCAGAGGUUCUGGGAGAUGCGGAGCAGCCUCUUUGCUGGGCAGCUCUUCUCUGAGCACUUUGUGACUCUGCUGUCUGCCUUCAGAUGAACCAUUUAUAGACAAGAAGGAAGGAAGAGAUGUUGCUGUUUCCUGCCCAUCAGGGAACUCACUCUUUAUCUGGUCACCUCACCCAGCAGCAGGAGACCAGGCCAACAUGACCCUGCAGUGCACCAAGUCAGCCGGACACUGGCGGAUGGUGGUGUGGGAUGAAGAGGGCUUCCAGGGCCGACGGCAUGAGUUCACAGCUGAGUGUCCCAGUGUGCUGGAGCUUGGCUUUGAGACUGUGCGAUCUUUGAAAGUCCUGAGUGGAGCGUGGGUGGGCUUUGAGCAUGCUGGCUUUCAAGGGCAACAGUACGUGCUGGAGAGGGGCGAGUACCCUGCCUGGGAUGCCUGGAGUGGCAACACAGCCUACCCUGCUGAGAGGCUUACCUCCUUCCGGCCUGUGGCCUGUGCCAACCACCGUGACUCUAGGCUGACCAUCUUUGAGCAGGAGAACUUCCUCGGCAGGAAAGGCGAACUGAGCGAUGACUACCCCUCUCUGCAGGCCAUGGGCUGGGACGGCACUGAAGUGGGCUCCUUCCGUGUUCAAUCUGGGGCGUGGGUUUGUUCCCAGUUUCCUGGCUACCGAGGUUUUCAGUACGUACUGGAGAGUGAUCACCACUCGGGUGACUACAAGCACUUUAGGGAGUGGGGCUCCCACGCCCACACCUUCCAGGUGCAGAGUGUGCGCAGGAUCCAGCAGUGAGCACCACGCACAGGCGCACUGGGGGGCCUUUGUGAAUGACGGAGUGGCCGGCUGGAGAUGUGGCUGCUCUUGGCUACCCCAUGCCUCUUGCGAACCUUGCAUCCCUGUCAGCCAGUCCCCAU
Messenger RNA from Alexandromys fortis (reed vole), 1474 nucleotides. RefSeq names its product crystallin beta A4 (gene Cryba4). Lineage: Eukaryota; Metazoa; Chordata; Mammalia; Rodentia; Cricetidae. Gene Ontology annotation, molecular function: structural constituent of eye lens. The coding region runs from base 762 to 1352 and encodes 196 amino acids. The transcript is spliced from 7 exons. The record is from RefSeq and is a predicted model, not a curated record. Gene Ontology annotation, biological process: visual perception; lens development in camera-type eye.